AUGUGGUAUGCGCCUCCGCUAUACGGCGGUCCUAAGCCUAAGCCUAAGCCCAAGUCCAAUCUUUUUGACCCAAGCAACCCCCGCGCCAAAGGCCAGAAAGCCCAGUAUAACACCCACAGACUCGGCAAACUCCACAAAGGGUUCCGAGCGGCGCUGCUCAGGCCUCACCUCCGAGCUCCGGGCCAACUCGUCCGUCGCUACUGUAAUCGGGGCGCAGUCCCAGUGCCAUUGCCAAUCCCAGGGCCCGACAAUGCUCAUCCGAACUAUCCACGCCAAGCCCCAUCGCCUCCCGCUCCUUCACCCCUGCUGCAGAUGCACAAGGAAGCCGCUUUCAUCGAUCAUGUGCAGAGGGUUGCAGCUGAUCAUCCCGGCGGAAUGAAUGGUAUCCGCAUUCGCAAGCUGCAGAUACAUGAGUCGCAGCGUCCAGCCGAAUAUGACGCCCGUCGGAUAUGGAGGUAUGCUGCAGUGCCACGCAUGGCGUGUCGACGGUCUGCGUUCGGAGAAAAGGGAGUCCGCUGCUGCGAUGGCGCAGAAGAAAGACAGUAUUGCGGCUUGGGUACGGCAAGGCGUGGCUAUCGUGUCUGUGUCUGA
Molecule: messenger RNA, 591 nt
Organism: Aspergillus mulundensis
Lineage: Eukaryota; Fungi; Ascomycota; Eurotiomycetes; Eurotiales; Aspergillaceae
Exons: 2
Coding region: 1-591 (196 amino acids)
Source: RefSeq, a predicted model, not a curated record